AUGGCGCGGGCGGCGGGCGCGCGGGGCCGGGUCGCGCGGUGCGGGCGCUGCGGGCGCCGCGCGCUGGUCGCCUUCGCCGCGUGGACCGCGGGCUGGGUGCUGGCGGCCGCGCUGCUGCUCCGCGCGCACCCGGGCGUCCUCUCCGAGCGCUGCACGGACGAGAAGAGCCGGCGCAUCCUGGCCGCGCUGUGCCGGGACUACCAGGGUGGCUGGCUCACGGGUGGCCUGUGUGAGGAUCUGUGUGUGGCAGGGCACCUGCUGUACCAGCGCUGCCUGUACUACGAGCGAGGCAAGAAGGUGCUGCAGGCUGAGUGGCGGGGCCGGCCUGUUGUCCUCAAGUCCAAGAGGGAGGCCUUCUCCAGCUUCCCACCCCUCGGCCUACUGGAGGAGGAGGCUGGGCCCGGGGACCAGGGCACCCCGGAGGCAGAGCUGCUCCUGUUAGUGGCAGGGGAGGUCAAGAACACUCUAGGCCUGGAGCUGCCCAACAGCAGCGUGGGGUCCCUAUGGCCAGCCCGGCGGGGCCCUGGCUGGCGGCGGCAGCUGGCCAGCGCAUGGUCCCUGCUCCAGCAGGAGGAAUACGUGUACUUCAGUCUCCUGCAGGACCUGAGCCACCAUGUCCUGCCUGUGCUGGGCUCCUGUGGCCACUUCUACGCAGUAGAGUACCUGCCUACUGGCAGUCCCCACCACACAGCUCUCUUCCCCCUGGAUGACACUGCUCACCAGGGGGGCCAAGCCCAGGCCAUCAGUCACAUCGCCCUCAGCUUCCUGGACAUGGUGAGCCAUUUUGACAAUGACUUCUCCCACCGCCUCCACCUCUGCGACAUCAAGCCUGAGAACUUUGCCAUCCGGAGCGACUUCACGGUGGUGGCUAUCGAUGUGGACAUGGCCUUUUUUGAACCUAAAAUGAGGGAGAUCCUUGAGCAAAAUUGUACAAGAGAUGAAGACUGCAGUUUCUUUGACUGCUUUUCAAAGUGUGAUUUGCGAGUAAACAAGUGUGGAGCUCAGCGUGUCAACAGCAACCUGCAGGUGAUCUGUGACAAAAUAUUCCGCCACUGGUUCCCCUCAACUCUCAAGAGCCCCAGCCCUGCCGUCUCCCCCCAGCUUUGGCUGCAGCUACAGCAGGCGGUGCAGCAGUGUGCAGAGCCAGGAGGCCCUGCCGGGAACUCCUGGAGAACGGCCCCCAGCGUGUUCUGGAAGCUUCGCUGGCUUCUUCAGGCCAUGCUGAGGGAGCUGCAGAAGGUGCAGACGUAG
Molecule: messenger RNA, 1251 nt
Organism: Castor canadensis (American beaver)
Lineage: Eukaryota; Metazoa; Chordata; Mammalia; Rodentia; Castoridae
Gene: Dipk1c
Product: divergent protein kinase domain 1C
Source: RefSeq, a predicted model, not a curated record